Molecule: messenger RNA, 1464 nt
Organism: Salvia hispanica
Lineage: Eukaryota; Viridiplantae; Streptophyta; Magnoliopsida; Lamiales; Lamiaceae
Product: SEC-C motif-containing protein / OTU-like cysteine protease family protein
Biological process (GO): protein deubiquitination
Molecular function (GO): cysteine-type deubiquitinase activity
Source: RefSeq, a predicted model, not a curated record
CUCAAAUUGAAAAUUCCAACCCUUAAUUUGAAAAUUGUGUGUCACAAAACCAUCGAAGGCGAAAUAUAUGGCUAAAGCAAAGCAUCAAAAGCCCAAACCCAGUAAACAGACCCACAGCAAAAAGCGAGGAGUGAAGCAGCUUGAUGAUUUAGGUUUGAAGAUAAUUCAGGUCACUGCAGAUGGUAAUUGCCUUUUCAGGGCAUUGGGUGAUCAAUUGAAAGGUGAUGAGGAUCAGCAUCAGAAGUAUCGUGGCAUGGUGGUGAGAUUUAUCAAGGACAACCGCGAAACGUUUGAGCCUUUUGUGGAAGAUGAGGUUCCAUUUGACAACUACUGCCAAUCCAUGGGAGAGGAUGGUACUUGGGCAGGGCACAUCGAACUGCAAGCAGCUUCGCUUGUUACUCACAGGAACAUAUGCAUUCACAGAAAUAUGUCUCCGCGGUGGUACAUACAGAAUUUUGACAAACAUGAAGCUCCGAUGAUUCAUCUGUGGUACCAUGAUGGAAAACAUUAUAAUAGUGUCCGCUCAAAGGAAGACACAUGCUCUGGACCAGCUAGGCCGAUUGUUAUAAAGGGUGAUGCUGAUCUUUCAGCAAAAUCCAAUCAACCAAAGGCAGCUGCCAGGAAGUCCAGAAAGGAAUGUCGAAGGAAUGCUUUAUGUGAAGACUCUAUCAAAAUGGUGAUGGCCAGAAGUGGAUGUGAAGAUAUUAGAAAAGUUGACCAGGCUCUACAACAAGUGGGUGGGGAUGUUGAUGCCGCGAUAGAAGUCCUUGUGGCUGAAGAAGGAUCUUCAGAUCAUAUAGCUGUUGAGGCCGAAUCUUCUCCGUUAACUGAAAGCUUUACGGGGAAUGGUUCUCCAGACGAACACUAUGCAGAGAACAAAGAUCAACAUAUGCUACUGGUUCAAAGCACAACAAUCGAAUUGGAAUUAUCUGGAAGUGACGCAGAGACAAAUAACACAAAAGAUCCACAACUUGAUGAAAAGAAAAUCCCGAGGAACAAGGCUUGCCCAUGUGGCUCAAAAAAGAAGUUCAAGGCUUGCUGCGGUACAGUUGCUGGGAGAUCAUCCGCUAGUUUUCCAGUUAACCAAACAGUUGACUAUGGUAAGAGCCGGAAGGACAGAAAGCAAGGUAGAAAAGGUGGCACGAUCCUUCCAAAUUUGGUCCAUUCUGAUGGAGGGCCGCUUGACAUGGGUGCACUAUGCAUUUAACCACACCUCCAGGCCAUUUUUGCAGCUAAUUUGAUGAAUUGAGGAGGAAUUGCUUUAUCAUAUCCCCGCAGAGGCAGAGGCACAUAAACGGCUCAUACUUCAGAGUUUUGAUGGAUAGAAACUUAGAAUAGUGAAAAACUUGGGAGUUUGUGACCAUUUUAGAAUAGUGAUGAACUUAUAAGGUUUGUCACUUAUGUAUAGUCUGUCCUUUAAAAUGGAAUUACAAUUUUAAUUUAUUUCGAUUUUUUAAUGUGUUA